Messenger RNA from Necator americanus (New World hookworm), 213 nucleotides. RefSeq lists its product as uncharacterized. The transcript has 3 exons. The coding region runs from base 1 to 213 and encodes 70 amino acids. Lineage: Eukaryota; Metazoa; Nematoda; Chromadorea; Rhabditida; Ancylostomatidae. The record is from RefSeq and is a predicted model, not a curated record.
AUGAUUUCCUGUGUACAGUGUGGUGACGAAUACAUAGGAGCAACAGCUAGACCACUAUGUAUUCGAAUCAAAGAACACCUGGACAUCAAAAGGAAAUCAUGUGACUCCACUGCAUUGGGUGGUCACAGGUCACCUCACAUCAGGUAUCUAGCAGUGGCAGGACAGUCAGCUGAUCCUAAGGCUCUGAAGAAGGCGAUAGUGCCGAAACGUUAG